ACUGUGGGAACAGAGCGAUGCCAUCGAGAGACAGAAGAGGAGUCUCCAUCUAUCUGGGUCCAUGUCUCUUCACUGCUCCCUCAAGCGUCGCCAGCGUACCCACUGCUGCUCUACCUCUGGAUUUAAGUCGGCUGGAUUACCGCUGGGACUCCCGGAUCGUUGUCGGGUGCUGCCACAUUUAAAUGGGAGGCAAAGUUGGACCCCCAUGGACUGCACAAAUGGUGACCACCACUUUGGUUUUUCUUGCAUCUUUAAGAGCUUCCUAGCAUCGGGAAUGAUUUCACUUUCCUUAAGUAAAAGUCUUUUUAUACAUGAAAUCCUCUUUUUUAUUGCUUCUUCCAAGUAGGACCGGCUUCGACAUUAUCGACUUGGUUGUGGACUCAUCUUUCCUUGGUGCGGACCAUGCCAGACAAAAGCAAUAUAUGAUAAAGAUCUACCGUUUUUAAAGCGUCCUAUCAAUAUGUGACUGCAGCACUUUUUCCUCUGAUAUAUUGGUAUGAUGUGUACAUUGGACUGCAGGUGAACUUGCGUCCCUCCCAGUUCUUCUAUCUCCAAGGGAACCCUCCCACUAAACUUCCCUGUUAACCCACUUAGGGCUCCCCUGCGGGGGCUUCUCUAAAACCUUUCGUCCUACUCCAGUUUUUGCCGAAAAACAAAUCCACAGCGUCGCAAGGGGGGAACUGUGAAAGAAGACACCCCCCUCCCAAAGUUGAGAGGGGGGUGGGAAGAUGGCAGCUCUCGCCAGCUCACUCAUUAGACAGAAACGGGCGGUCAAGGACGACCAAACCAACCGGCCGGUGGCCAGCAAGCGGAAGCCCUGUCCGAAGAGCAACAAGUCCUUGUGCCAGAAACAGAUCCUGGUUCUCAUCUCCAAAGUAAGGCUAUGUGGGGGUCGCAAAAGUCGCAACGACAAGAGACCAGAGCCACAGCUAAAAGGCAUCGUCACGCGCCUGUACAGCCAACAUGGAUACUACCUACAAAUGCAGCCCGACGGCACCAUGGACAGCACGAGAGAUGAGAGCAGCUCUUUUUCACAGUUCAACUUAAUUCCAGUGGGACUGCGGAUUGUGGCAAUCCAGGGUGCAAAGACGGGGCUGUAUCUGGCCAUGAAUAGUGAAGGAUACCUCUAUACCUCUGAGAACUUCACUCCGGAGUGUAAGUUCAAGGAGAGUGUGUUUGAGAACUACUACGUCACAUACUCCUCCAUGCUCUAUCGGCAGACCCAGUCUGGCCGCUCUUGGUAUAUCGGCAUCAACCGUGACGGCCAGGUCAUGAAGGGCAACCGGGUAAAGAAGAACAAAGGAGCCGCCCACUUCCUGCCUAAAGUUAUCGAAGUGGCGAUGUAUAAGGAGCCGUCGCUACAUGAGCUCACAAGUGAGCCUGUGAGUCCUCCUCGAAAGACAACCAAAACAUCAGAUUCCCCAUCCCUGAAGAACGGACGGAAAGAAACUCCCAAGGCUGACGCCUCAUAGCACAGGAGACACAGGGUGGGUCAGAGGGCAACAGUGACACUUGGAACACAGUCACCCAUCAUGCAGGGACGGUGUCUGGCUCAAUGGCCCUCAUGGGCCACCGCGUUCCAGAGGAGCACCAUAAGAUGCUGAGGGAUGAAGGGUGCGUCGUACAUCAGCAGCCAAGAGGUGGAGAGAGGAGUCAUCCCCCCUCCCACCCUCCCUUGUCGCCACAGAACGACAGGCCUGGGCUCUGAGCCAGCGACGAGCACCCCUCAUCCCUGCGUUUGUUUGUCUUCUUCUCAGCCCCUUCCGACUUUCGAAUGCAACCCCCCCACCCCCCACUGCUGGCAUAAUUGGGCUUCUUUGUCACUUUUAUAAUUGUGUCUUUUCUCCCAUGACUCUAUGGAAAUACAAUGGAACCUCGGUUUUUGGCAACCGAAAAGUACAAAAAUCACAGGAAAUCGCCUGUCCUAACGUCCCCUGUGAUUAGGACAACAAGUACAAAAAGUUGCCGUAUCUGUCUUGAGAAGCAUAACAUUAUUGGUAUCGGUUUGAAAGAAAAUACAGGUAUAUCGUUCAUAUCGUCUUAUAUAAAUGACUAGAGGAAGAUUGGCCAAACAAAAACAGACAGGAUUUUAACAAUACUUACAAGAAAAGUACAGUGAAACCAUAAAUGACAAUAUAUUGCAAUCUAAUAUAAUUUCUGCCUUGUUAUACUGUUCUGCACUCAGUGCGUAUGCUACCAGCCCCGCCUCUACCCACUGAGACAAAGAGACUGCAAGAUAGCUCGCUCUGUUCAUGUCGUUGUUCUAUGGAACAAACCAAUGCACAGAGUGAACUCUCUUCCUGCCUGUUUGGAGGCGGGAGAAGGAUGAGAAAUCCCAUCUCAUUUUAAUCGCACAGCAUCUUGUGCCAACCCUACAAAUGAGGAAUUAAUGGCUGAUCCCGGCGAGAUCGAGUGAAAGCGCCACCGAGUCAGUCUACAAAAACAUUUUUGACAAAAACCCAAUCAUGCAUAAACUGUGGUGUACCAAAACCAAGGUUGGACUGUAUCACAUUCACCGCUCACACAUUCCCAGGGCGACCUCGACUUCAUAAUCCUCACCCAUGGGCCCUCUCUUGAUCCCUAAAGUUGGUGACUAUGCCACCCCCCCACGCCCGCCCGCCCGCCAGCUUUUCCCCACACACCAUCUGCCGACCAGCUCAGCUAAUCAUCAAGGUCAACUAAAGCUCAACGAGAGAUGAAACAGCUCAGAGAGUAAAGACGUCAACUGGAAUCCUGGGUCGGGUCGGGUCGGAACAGGAUCAGCGUACAGGGUGGGGGGGGGACAGAAUAUCAGAUACAAGUCCAGGUCCUCAGCACAACUCAUUUUUGCUAAAGGCUUAACAUCCCUACAGAAAUCCACCUGUGCCAUGAUUGGAAUUCAGGAACGCACAGGAUUUGGAUGUGGAAGAAUAUUACUCCAAUAAUGGAACACUAAGAAUAUCUAUUAAAUAUAGUAUGAAUUACUAGAGAUGCACAGGUAAAUAAAUAGGAUUAUGAAUGAAGAAACCAAAAAAGACACGAAAAGAUAAGAAAUGACGUCCUCUUCCCAGUCUUUCCACCCAUCAGGUGAUCACUUAUCAUUAGAGAGCUCGUUCAAACGCUACACAUGAACAAGUGGGUCGAAUAUUUUCAAUCCAGCGUGGAUCAGAAAGCAGUCGUCUGAAAACGAGAGGAAGUGUAUACUUCACUCAGCAUCUGCUGUCAGCAUAAAGCCGGGUUUGAAGGCAAACAUCAAAGCCAGAGGAGCCUCUGAGCGGGAGCACUUGUUAUUCUGACGACGUCUGGCAGCUUAUCCACCCGCUCACUUUAUCAAAUCACCUUGGAAGAAUCACCCUCCAAAAUGUAGCUGUCUGAGUGGAUGUCUUGGUGUGACUACGCCGUAACCCCUGCGUGUAGACGUCUUUGACGCCACACGUACACUUUGUGUGUGAAGGGGCGCAAGCGAAGGGGAUACUGUAGCUAACCUUAACCAUGUGUCAUAUAAGACAACAUUUUAGAAUAAUAAUGACCGAUACAGAAGCGACCAAAAGCGUUACGAUUCAGAUUCCAAUAUUGCAGCAUCUGUAGUGAUGCGGACUCUGCAUCCGUCCAUUGUGGUGAACAGGAAGCUGAGCUGGAAGGCAAAGCUCUUAAUUUACCCUCACCUGUGUUUCGCAAGCUUUGUGUAGUGACUAAAACAGAGAUGGCGGCGUUUUCUCCAUACGGUGGUUGGGUUCUCCCUAAGAGAUAUGGUGAGAAGCACGGGCAUCUGGUCAGGACGUCUCAUUGGAGAGGUGUUCAGGGCACGUCCGAAUGGUGGGAGGCAUCAAGGAACGUUACGGAGGCGAUGUCUCUCAACUGGCCUGGUAAACGCCUCAGAGAGGGGCUGGACAAAGCUGUCAGGGGGCGAGAAGUCUGGGUUUCCCUGCUUUGACUGCUGCCCCCACAACCCUUCCUUCGGGAGAAGAUGGAUGGAUGGAUGGACGGAUAAAUACAUAGCUAUAUAAUCAUUACGGCCAUGAAAACUACAUCAAAUUACAGGGACAGUGUCACAUUUAAACUCGCCCUGAUAAGAAUUAAGUAGGAUUUCUCAAAUAAAGCAAUACUAAUUCAUAGUUUUUUUUUUAUAUAAAUUUGUGUCAACCCCCUUAACCUCCUAACUCAGUGGUUCUCAUGGACAGAAUUUUUUUCCACUUGCUCUGAUCUUACUAUAUUGGGCAAUACCAAUGUAAAGGUGAUUAUAGGGGUGUUAUUUAUUGUCCAGAGGGCUCUAAUAAUGUUGGAAACCUCAUUGAGAAGGUCCUAAACGCAUUUUCUACGCUGUAACUAUGACUAUAUUCUAUUUAUAAAUAAGGAAUCCUAUUUUUCGGAAAUGCACUUAUCACGGUGACGAUAAAGGAGGAAUUAAUGGUAGUCCCUCAUGUCUCUCACCCCACUAUUUCAGAACCACUUGCCGAACUGCUGUGAAAAAAAACAACAAAGGGCAGCCUUUUUGUGUCAAAAGAUAAUGUGUUGCACACUGAAUGUCGGGCCAUUUGUGGCGUAAACGUUGUUUUUGAUUCUAACUUAUACUAUCAUGGUAUACGCAUGUGAAGCUGGAUCAAAGAAAGUGAAGUGAAGGCUUUAUAUUUUGAGUGUGAUAGCCUACGGAGUGUUAAAUAGCAAGGAGGCCAGUACGUGGAGGCUGUUAUUGGAGAAAGACUGGCAUGUGGAUUAUAUGCUGAUAAGGAAUUUCUUCAGUAAGGUAUGCAAGGCUCUUGGCAGGGACGUAUGAGGCGUGCAGAUAUGAUCAUGAAUGUAAGACACGAAAGUUAUGGAGGAUGAAUGUAGCUGGAGGCUUCCAGUUUUCUGGGGGUUAGUUUCCCAUACAGACAUCUCUCACGAUGUAGCGUUUUUUUAAGAAUGAAAUGACGGCUGUUUUGUGGUUGACUAAGGACGAUUAGUAGUCCAAAUAUCAAAAGACAAGCUAUGUGUUGUAUUGUGGUCACUAGGCAUCAGUAAUGUUGACAAUGAGACAAUGAGACAUGAUGUGAUGGACAUGAGACAGACAUGCCAUGCAGGAGGGUCUCCUCUCAUUCUGUGUGGAAGUGGUACGUUUUUUGCUUCUUUAUCCUUCUUCCCCACUCCGUUUGAAACACUUAAGUUUGUAAAGGGUGAAUUGGAGAGGAAAACUAGUUAGCUUGCUAGCUUUUAAUGCUAGCGGCGGCUGCAGUGAUACCGUAGCCUUCCCAAUGUGAUGUAAACAAAGAAAGAUAGGAGUGCAAAAGUGACAAUUGGGGUGCUACUUCAUGUCUUCACUCUAACUAUGAAAUUAUUGUGUUUAUUAAUCUUGAAUAUUAUUUCAUGGAAAUUCCAUUAUCAGGAUCAGGUCUUAACCGCCAUAAAGGAGGUGCGGCUGACCAAACCAAUUUGGAGAAGAGGCUGGGGUACAGUAGAUCUCUCUAACAGGCUUUUUUAGAUGCCACGCUGUCAACCGUGUCACAUUUGAUUAAUUGAACCCAAUUAAUAUCCGAUAUUCACAUUCCUCUCCUUGUGAAAACAGCCCCCGGUGUUUGUCGAGCUGAAGAAGGCCCCCGCAAGUUGUCAAGAUGGAAAUACAACAAGUAGACGGACAAGCAGCGAGAAUGUUAACACGAAAGUGAAGCAUGGACAGGGUCAGGAAUCGAAGAACAGUCAGUCAUCAGUGCAGAACAGUUGAAGAAAGAUUGAAAGAUUCUUAUUGCAGUUUGGAAAGUAGGUGUGGAAGGCUGGUAAGGAGGGUGUACGUGUGUCUUUGACAAGAAGUUAGGUGAGAGGAGACGAGCAGGGAGAGAAGGGCGGAGAGAAACAAAGGGCAUGGGAAACAAUGAUCGAUAGAUUCAAUAAAGCACAAACAAGAGACGAGCCAACUUGUGGCGCUUGCAAAAAUGACUCAAAGGUCUGGCAGAGACAGCAAAAUCCAUGGCUUCAUAAAGAAGCCAGAGUUGUGUUUUUUGGGCAUAAACGCUCCAAAGAGGCCAGGUGAAAUGACAGUGUUGACAAUAGCGUUCAAAGUACUUUGCACUUUAAUCCACCCGAAGCCCCAUUGGUGGUCAAAGUGUUGUAUAUUAUUGGUCAGCUUCAGUGGAACAAUGUGUUGCAGCAUUGCUGAUUAUAACUAGCCAUUUCAGCAAAAACGGUGACCAAAAUAGCUCAUACUUUACACCAGGGGAUGGCGGACAUCGGUGACUUUCAUGUGGGCGUGGUUUCAUGCAACGUGUAGAGUUUGUAGACUUUCAACUAGCGUCUACUAGCGCCAGCGAGUCCGCCGUCACGGUCCACAAGCGGCAUCCACUUUCGCCCAUGCUUGGCUUCAACCACGUUUGGGGUGGCGGGCGUGGACAUGGUGGCUUGUCAAAACACCGCUAAUGGCGAAAGGGGAUGGUGGCAAAGAUUGCCGUUAGUAAAAAUACACUAGUUUGACCUGAGAAUACUGUGACCCGGAUGAAUGACAACAAUCUGGCAUAGUAGACAGACAGAUACUUCUAUCUAUCUAUGCAGUAGUAGUGGUAUAAAGUAGUGGUAUAUAAUGGUGGUAGAGCCAGCGGAGCUUGUCAAGAUGACGAUGACGAUGGCUGGGUAUCACGAGAGGAUCAGACAUUUUGAUGAGCUGGGAUCGUGGAGACCGGGAUCUGACAAGAUCUGAGUCCGGUGGCGUGAUGGUACAUGGUACAUAGUACAUGGUACAUGCACAUGACAUGAGUACAUUUAUUCCCAUCACAAACUUUGGGUCUGAUGAUUUUUGACAUAUUUUCAAGUUACGACCUUUUCCAAUAGGAAACUCCAACAGUGCAAUUUAACCUCUAUUUAGAUUUUGAUGGGGAGUGGAUUUGCCCUCCCCCCCAUGUAAUUUGCCAGGAUGAGUCAUUGAAUCAGACGGGGGGGGGGGGGGGGGGGGAAUGUGAGCACAUAUUAUGAGCAAUGACAAUAAAAACCACACAUACUUUGAUAAGGACUAAGUUGCGCACAGAAGCCCUUUAUCUCAAAGCGGCGGUCGUGUGAGUGGAGUGACGCCGACAAUAAACGGAAAGGCGUGAUAAACUUCAUCAGCUAUUUAACAGUGUGCUCCAAUAUCAAAACCCGACUGUGAUAUGAAAUGUAGGCUAUGUUAUGAAUAUGCGACAUGCAGUACAGUGUAUUGUACGAGUGACGCUCCAUGUUUGGACAUGGACACUAUACAUGUGGUCUGUUUCUCUUGUGUUCCGUUUAAUGUCAAGUCCUGGAGCGAUGCUUUUACUCGUCUCUGGUUCGCACUGAUGCAUCGUUCCAAAUGUGCCCCCUGUGUGACCUCCCCCCGCCCCCCAGCUGUGACGGGCUGUGUGUUGUGAAGGAUGUACUGAAGUGAAAACAAGGACCAAAGCCCACAUGUGUCCCGUCAACACCAGCACUGACCUCUGUGGGCUCAGAGUUACGGUCACGCACGUCUUCCAAAAACUUCCUCUUUCCUACUCUUCUGGGCUCCCGGCGUCUCUGUCUCACGCCAAUCUUCUUGUCUUGCGAAGACCUGAGACCGAGGAGAAGAGAUUUUUAAGCCAUAAAUGAAAAUGGGCAUUGAUCGGCCAAGGAGGGAAGGCCUGGAUCCCGCAGGCCCCUUCGGAUGCAGACGCUGUUGGACUCCAAAGGAGCCAAUCAAGCAGUCUGUAUUUUCUACCAACUCCAGGUGAAAACCAGCAAAAUGUAACAGGAAGCAGCUGCAAACAUCUACUGUGGAUUCACUGGCCAAGGCAACCUAUGGUCUGCAAUAAGAACUACUCAUUGUCCUGAAGGAGAGCUCAUGUUUUGUAUGUCACUGUGGUUUGACUCCCUCUCGGUAUCUACGGACUACAGCCCCUCGGUUCACCCCUUCCAUCGCCUCACGUCCCAUCACACCUGUAUACAUUUCUACUGGAAGCAGCGGCCCAUCGGGAACAAUAUUCAAUAAAAGCGCAUAUAUUUGUAUGGAUGGAAGCAGCGUGCUGGUGUCGUGUCUUCAUUUUACCUUCAAGGUAAGAUGCUUCCUUCCAGGCCACAAAGUUGAGCAUCACGGUGUCUGUGCCGUUCCCCAAUGGUGGCACCCCAUCCACUAUGCGGCUCGCAGACAGCAAGUCUACGGUCCACUAAAAUACGUCUUACAUAACUCACGUCUGACUUCGCCUGAAAUAUCAGCCUUCUUCCUUUCUAACAAAAUAAAUACAUUUUAAAUUGGAUUUACAAAUAACAAUGACCAGUGUAAAAAAAUAUUUACAAAAAACAUAAAAAUUUUAAAUGACAAAAAUAAGUGCAGAAAAGAUUGAAAUUACUUCCAGAAGUGGAUAUAAAAUAAAAUAAACAAAUGACAAAUAUGUCUAUUAUAAUAGAAAAAUGUCAAAUGACUUGAUAAAAAAUAAAAAUAGAUUACAUUAAUUA
Molecule: messenger RNA, 8382 nt
Organism: Doryrhamphus excisus (bluestripe pipefish)
Lineage: Eukaryota; Metazoa; Chordata; Actinopteri; Syngnathiformes; Syngnathidae
Gene: fgf11b
Product: fibroblast growth factor 11b
Molecular function (GO): growth factor activity
Source: RefSeq, a predicted model, not a curated record